AAUAAUAUUGGUUUCUCUUCUGGGUGCAAGCAGAUUUAUCUGGCUCCUCGGUCAACAAAAUCAUCAUCCCAAGAAACAUGGAAACGAAGCCAUUUUAAAAAGAGAUGUCAACCUUUGUGAAAAUAAAGCCUUCUAUAUUCACGUUCGCACCAAUCUCCUCUGAGUUUCACGAAGAAAACCAAACUGAAGACAGCAUUCUAUGAAAACUGAUGGAUAAUGUGGCGAAUCCUCCAGGGUUCUUCAUCAGCAGGCUGUGAGAAUAAGCACAUGGACUUCUGCACAUUAAAAUCACUGAUCACUUUAGUAACUGCCGGGAACCUGGAUCCUGACUUCCAGCCAUCGAUACCUGUGUGAAACUUGAUCUCCACUCAUCCUUUAAGACCAUUGAUGAAUCCAUCAGAACUUUUGAAAGCAAAGGACAACUGAAGAAAUCUUAGUGAAAGAGAGUUAGGUGUUGAAAACAAACUACCGAGAGACAAGACUUAUCUUGGUACUUAUCAUCUAAGAACGCAUAUAAUCAGCACCUAAAAAAGAAAACAUGAACAGCACAUGUAUUGAAGAACAGCAUGACUUGGAUCACUAUUUGUUUCCAGUUGUUUACAUCUUUGUGACAAUAGUCAGCAUUCCAGCCAACAUCGGUUCUCUAUGUGUGUCUUUUCUGCAAGCAAAGAAGGAAAAUGAAUUAGGCAUUUACCUCUUCAGUUUAUCCUUAUCGGAUCUGCUGUAUGCCUUAACUCUCCCUCUAUGGAUUGAUUAUACUUGGAAUAAAGACAACUGGACAUUCUCUCCUGCCCUGUGCAAAGGGAGUGCCUUCUUCAUGUACAUGAACUUUUACAGUAGCACAGCUUUCCUCACCUGCAUCGCGAUUGAUCGGUAUUUAGCAGUUGUCUACCCUUUGAAGUUUUCUUUUCUUAGGUCAAGAAGAUGUGCGUUCAUGGUGAGCCUUUUCAUCUGGAUAUUGGAAACCAUCUUCAAUGCUGUCAUUCUGUGGGAAGAUGAAACAGCUGUUGAAUAUUGUGAUGCCACAAAGUCUAACUUUACUUUAUGCUAUGACAAAUAUCCUUUGGAGAAAUGGCAAAUCCGGUUUAACUUUGCUAGGACGUGUGUAGGCUAUAUGAUACCUUUGGUCAUCAUAAUGGCUUGCAACCAGAAAGUCUACAAAGCUGUGCAGCAAAAUCAAGCUACAGAAAACAGUGAAAAGAAGAGAAUCAUAAAACUACUUGUUAGUAUCACGUUGACUUUUAUCUUGUGUUUUACCCCCUUUCAUGUGAUGUUGCUGAUUCGCAGCGUUUUAGAGCAUGAUGUGAGCUUAGAUGAACAUAUGUUUGACCAUAACAAGCCUGGGAAGCAGAGUUAUAAAAUCUAUAGAAUCACAGUUGCAUUAACAAGUUUAAAUUGUGUUGCUGAUCCAAUUCUGUACUGUUUCGUAACUGAAACAGGAAGAUCGGAUAUGUGGAAUGUAUUCAGAGUCUUUACUAAGAAGCUUAAUAAAUCAAAAAGACAAGGAAAAAGCAUACUUUCUAUGUCUACAAAAGAUACUGUGGAAUUAGACAUCCUGGAAUAGAACCAAGGUCUAAUUUUUUAAAGAUAUGCAAUAUUAUACCAUCAAGAUUAUAUUUUCAAAAGGAAAUCUCAGCAUGAGAGGGGAGUAAAGGUUCCCACUGAGGGACUAUUUUAAUCCUCUCCGAUGGAAAUAUUUCAAACGUGUGCUCUAUAGCUCCCUGACUUUUAUUAAACAAGAAUGAAACAAAAUUGAAUAUAUUCCUAAUGACUCAGGGUCAUCACUGUAGAAUGGCAAUUGCUUUUGCAUCUGUGCUCUAAUCGCUCAGUCCAGUAAGAUGUACUGGACCGUGUGUUUUUAAAUUGGUGAGCUUCGUGUCUGGUUGUUGUGAUUUUUCUCACUCUUUCUAUGGAUCUCAGACUAUCAUUUCUCCCAGCCAACAACACCAACUACUAAAUACUGCUUCUAAUCUUCUCGUUAGAUAACAAACAUUUAUUGAGCCCACUCUAUGUGCUAGGUUUUGUGGUAAGUACUGGGGUUACAACAGAAAUGAUCUCAUAAGCCUUUUGAAGCUUAUAUCAGUUUGGAAACAUAGCCACUGAGCUUGUAAGUGUUCUCUAUAAAAUAAAAGUAAAUAGUCUCUGAGUGAGAGUCUGAAGGCCUCAUCCAUGAUAUAAAGGACAUGAGCUUUGUGAAAGUUCUUUCAGUUAAUCAGAGAACUUUUUACUUUCUUUAAAAUCACAAUUUUUAAAAUUUUGAUUCUUUCAAAAUUUGCUGUUGAGUACAGUAUUAAAAGUUUAAUGUUUAGACAAAAAGAUAUACUAUAAACAAAAAAGACAUUUAUUAUAUUAAAUCUUACAUUCAGAGACUUCUUUGGGGGUUUAGAGUAUUUAGAGAAUCUUGAUAUAAUAUAUUCUUUUAUAUUUUCUCAUUACAGAAAUUACUCCGCCUAGUUUUAAGUAGGCAUCAGGUAAACAUUUUUCUUAACCAAAGUAUGUUUUAAGAUUUUCGAAGAUGUUUUUAUCCUCCUAUUCUCCUUUUCUCCUUCUCUCCCUUCUCUUUACUAUCUGUUCCUUCCAGUCCCCAAAAUUGAUCAGAUAGUAAAUGUCUUGGUAUCAUUUGUGCCCUCAUAUUAGAAAACAAAAAUCUGAUAACAAAAAAGACAAAUAAUGAAUUUCUAGAUAUACACUGAAAAAACUCAGUUAGUGCACAAACUGACUCCAUUUUCUAUUAAAGUUGUCCAUGACAGUUUCGGUGCACAAGAGAAAACCACCUUGCUUUGAGGCCCUAUGUGCUUUCUCUGCUCUUUGCACUUUUCUCAUCAUAAAGUUUCUGGAGAAUUAAUAGAUUGAGUCUGGGCACCCUGAGAUACACUUAUACAUACUUAAAGGCUAAAGAUACACCAAUGAAACGAAAAGGAACUAAAAUAGUUUGGGCUGUUCGAUUCUUUCCUGAUAAAUUAUUGGCAGCACCUACAUUGAAUACGUGUGAAAGUAAAAGAUCCAGGAACAAUUUUGCCCACAUUGGAAACUCAGAUGCAGAUUGUCUUGUCUGAGGUCACAGAGUUCGUUGGAAGCAGAGCCACAUCUUGAGCCCAGAAACCCCGACUUCCCUCCAGAGUUGCUAUUCCUCCUUCACACGUUUAUUUUUUGGGUUUUUUUUUUUUGACAUUUCUACCAUUUCUUUCUUUAGGGAUGCAAAAGGCAUAUAUACAUCGAGAGUUGUUCAAGAUAGUCAUUGGAUUUAAGAUAAGAAUAAGGAGGAAGAGGAGAGUUAUUUCAUAAAUUAAUACCUCUGGAAAUAAAAUAAGUCAUAUAGAUAGCAAUUAAGCUGAUCUGUUACAGAGAACUGGUUAGAACUUGACCUCAGUUGGUUAUAUCAAGAGAUGUGGCAGAUACAAGUUUAUGGCCCCCUUAGUAAGAACGUUCUAUUUAAUAAGUAACAGCAAAACCAUUGAUCUAACAUGUAAGUUCCAAAAUGAACCAGGCCGCCAAAACCUAUAAGCAGGGCCAACCAUGGAGAACCCACAUUAGGAGGAUGCUCAUAUGAUUUAGGGUAAAGCACUCUAGACAUGAUCUAAAAUUAUGGACAAUCCCAACAUUGGGAAGUUAAUCCUUUAGUCUUGAACAGCUUUAUAGGUUCCUGAUUACAGUUCUCCAUUAAACUAAAAGGAUUUCUGGAAGGAAUAAGACCUUGUAGCUAUUAUUACCUGGGACGCCUUUGUCAGAAGACCUAGAUUAGAACACCAGCAGUUAUCCACUUAUGAACCGUUUGAUCUCAAAAAAUGUUCAGCUCUCCCUAAGGCUCAGUUUCUAUAAACAGCAGGGAGAGUAGCAUCACUUGCUUUUAACAAGUAGAUGUGAAAACACUUUGUAAACUAUGAUGAGUUUUCUAAAUGUUUCUUAUUAUCAGUUAUUCUCAUCUUCAUCAUGAUUAGUGGAUAGCUACCCACAAGACAGAACAGUCCCUGGAGGCACUCUGAGCGUAGGAAUAUAGCAGCGUGAGCUAGUAGGGGCUGGCUCUCACACACCACUGCUAUGGUUACUUCUCCCAGAUGGUUCAACAAGUCCAUUAUGGUAACUUAAGGGCCUUUAUUGUUGCUUCUACAUCCUCAAUAGUGCCUGCUUCUAGGAGUUCACAUUUCUGAGGAGACACAUGCUAUGUACAUCACCAUAAACAGGUAGAGAUCCAUUUUUAAUUUAAGUUUUUGACCUUUUGUUCUUUAUUCAGAAUGUUAUUUUUUAUUUGAAUGAACUCAAUUAGACAUCUUGGAUAGGUCAGUGAAGAGACUGAGAAGAGCUUUUUAAAACCUCCCUUUUCUCUACCUAGUCUGGGAGAAGCUUCAUGGGUGAAGAAGUUAAAAGACAUAAAAAAAUCACCUCAGUUUGUUCAAAUUACAUAGCAUCACUUCCCUAGGAGCAUCCUGAGAAAAUCUGUCUCUCCGACCUGAUUUAUUCCCUUUUCUCUUUUUAAUUUAAGCUAAAUGUUCUCCCCAAGAAAUUGUAUUUCCAAUCCUUAAUGUUAUGAUCAAAUACAUAAUUAUUUACCAAUUGCCUCUGUUGACUUCGCCUGUUUUUAACUAGACAGUACCUACUUUUAAAUAGAAUUUGUGAUACAUAGCUUGUAGGCAUUUCUGUUUAAAACAUGUUUAUCUUGCCCUGGGCUUCUUUUUUGCCCAAACAUCACUGUCAUCAUUCUGUCAUUUACACGUGGGCCUCUCUUCUGGUGAAACCCAUCCACAGGUUGCUAUGGAAACACAUCAGCUACAAUAACACCCUGACCCAUGAAGGCCUUUGUGAUUAGAGACUUCUUUGUCUAGGUCCAUCAGGUGACUCUGCUGUGAAUCAGAAGUCUGUUCAUCCAAUAGAUGCUACAACACACAAAGAACACAUACUCAUAGACUCCAACAACCUGCCUCACCUCACAAAAACAAACAAACAAAAAUUCCUUGGGACCUUUUAACCUAUGUUUGUACUCUUUUGCAAGAUGUCUAAUAGCAACAAGUAGAACACAUAUGACCUCUUUGCCUUCUGAAAUAAUGCACGCAUGAGUGUUUUACUUUCUUGUUUACUGAGUCAGCAGCUGGGAGACACUAUUGAGAUUCUUCCCUCCCCUUCCCUCCUCCCUUCUUUCUCCUUCAACCAGAAGUGGCUGCCAAGGAAGCCAUGGUAAGAAAACUUGUACCUGCAUUGUUUCCAUUGCUCUACUAUUCUGGAAAAAUCUAGUUCUGACUGAGAUGUUUUAUUUACAUGUCCUGGGGGGAAUAUAACAUCAGGUUAAUUUAAACGAAAGCAGGGAUGUCCUGUUUUAUUCUUCGUUCAUGGUAUAAACACUUGAUUCAAUUCAAGUUAAAAAAAAAAUUUUUGACCCCUAUUAUUUCUUUUAUUCUUUCACAUUUCAUACAGCUUACCCAUCACGACAGUGUGAUGGUAGCAUUUGUUAGUUGCAUUAGUUGAAUGCCCCUUGUUUGCAGGAAUAAGGUGGCAAUGGCAGCAUCGGGUCAAACCUGGGUGAGGGAAAAGUGAUGUGGGAGAUAAGAUUCCUCUUCUUUUCCAAAGAUCCUUUUCUUACGACAUCACUUGUUGCUGGCCAAGAAAAAUCACACUCAAGACUUGUCUGUGGCCACUAGGUGUUGAUCGUGUUCUAUUCAGGACCCUGUAAUUCACGGCUAGCUGCCACCCCCCAGAAGCAAAGA
Messenger RNA from Aethalodelphis obliquidens (Pacific white-sided dolphin), 5696 nucleotides. It is a transcript of the gene GPR65, whose product is annotated as G protein-coupled receptor 65. Gene Ontology annotation, molecular function: G protein-coupled receptor activity. The record is from RefSeq and is a predicted model, not a curated record. Gene Ontology annotation, biological process: G protein-coupled receptor signaling pathway. Bases 539 to 1564 code for a protein of 341 amino acids. The transcript is spliced from 2 exons. Gene Ontology annotation, cellular component: membrane. Lineage: Eukaryota; Metazoa; Chordata; Mammalia; Artiodactyla; Delphinidae.